UGUGCCUCAUCUGCCGCCACUUCUGUAGCGGUAGCUAACGCGGACACAAUCAAAUGCGCGUUUUGGUGUUGCCUGAAUCAUCUGUUCUCCAGCGCUGCACCAUUAAAAUAUCCAGUUUCUAAAAAUAAUCCAAGAAUUGUAUACCUGUUCCUGGCAUCCUUACAAUUGUAAGAUAAAUAGGGAGGCCUGGGCCCUAACAGGCACAAAGGACAUGAAGCUCACGGACAAUGUGUUGCGGAGUUUCAGGGUAGCUAAGGUGUUUCGAGAGAAUUCGGACAAAAUCAACUGUUUUGACUUCAGUUCGAAUGGCGAGACGGUGAUAUCAAGCAGCGACGACGACUCGAUAGUCUUAUAUGACUGUCAGGAGGGAAAACCAAAGCGAACCCUGUACAGCAAGAAGUAUGGAGUGGACCUCAUUAGAUACACACAUGCAGCCAACACAGUUGUCUACAGUUCAAACAAAAUUGAUGACACUAUUCGGUACCUUUCUCUACAUGACAACAAGUACAUCCGGUACUUUCCUGGACACAACAAAAGGGUGGUGGCGCUCUCCAUGUCACCUGUGGAUGAUACCUUCAUCUCUGGCUCGCUGGACAAAACAAUUAGACUUUGGGACCUCCGCUCCCCGAACUGUCAGGGCCUGAUGCACCUACAGGGGAAGCCAGUGUGUUCCUUCGACCCAGAGGGGCUGAUCUUCGCAGCAGGGGUCAACUCCGAGAUGGUGAAGCUUUAUGACUUGCGUUCAUUUGACAAGGGUCCCUUUGCCACUUUUAAGUUGCCCUAUGAACGCACGUGUGAGUGGACCGGCCUGAAGUUUAGUAAUGACGGGAAGCUGAUCCUGGUUUCCACCAAUGGGGGAACACUGCGCCUCCUGGAUGCCUUCAAGGGGGCUGUUCUUCAUUCUUUUGGGGGCUACAACAACAGCAAAGGGGUGAUUCUGGAGGCUUCGUUUACGCCGGACUCUCAGUUUAUAAUGAUCGGCUCUGAGGACGGCAAGAUCCACGUUUGGAAUGCAGAGAGUGGGAUGAAGGUGGCUUUGCUGGAUGGCAAACACACAGGACCCGUCACCUGUCUACAGUUUAACCCCAAGUUCAUGACUUUUGCCAGCGCCUGCUCCAACAUGGCUUUCUGGUUACCAACCAUUGACGAUUAACAGCAGUUCAGACUGCAAAGGAGAACGAGUGCCACCUUACAAUGGCUGAAUACAGGAUGUUCCACUCCAAGACAAGAGGGGGCAGUGUUCAUGUGGCUUCUUUCCCCCUGGAGUUGCAAUUCUCAGUUGGACUUAAGAAUUACUCGCUUAAGGAUGUAAAUAGGUUAUCAUCAGGAGAUUCAUAUGUUGUUUGAUGUUUGAUUAUGUUCCUUUUUAUAUUGUUAUCAAUAAAUCAUUUAAUCUGAAAGUGUA
Alosa alosa (allis shad) is the source of this 1405-nucleotide messenger RNA. RefSeq names its product WD repeat domain 82 (gene wdr82). The coding region runs from base 212 to 1153 and encodes 313 amino acids. Gene Ontology annotation, molecular function: protein binding; chromatin binding. The record is from RefSeq and is a predicted model, not a curated record. Gene Ontology annotation, cellular component: Set1C/COMPASS complex. NCBI's taxonomy places the organism in Eukaryota, Metazoa, Chordata, Actinopteri, Clupeiformes, Clupeidae. The transcript is spliced from 9 exons.